AUGUUUAUUCAAUUCUCUUUUAUUUCUUUAGUUGAAGCAGAUCUAUGUUGUGUUGUUCACGAUGCUUGUUAUAUGGAUGAAACACGCAAUCGCCAAAUAUGCGACGAACAAUUUUGUCAUUGUUUGGAAAGAACAGUUGCUCGUUCACAAAAUUCUAACGGAAACAACAAAACUGUUGAAAUAAAAGAAAAUGGAUGUUUGGAUGUUAGCAGCACUUUUUGCCAUAUUGUUAAUAUAUUUGGGGGUGUUGCUUAUGCUUCUUCUGUUGAUUUAGUUAAUAAACAAAAAGCGGCGAUGGAAGUAUGGGAAAAACAAGAAGCUGAAAAGAAGAAAAAAGCAAAAGAAUUAAUUGAGGCUGAGAAGAAAAAUAAAAGUAGUAAAAAUGUUGGGGAGGAGGCGAAAAAUAAGGGUGAGACAAAGGAAAUAAGCAAAAAUGAAAAGAGUGCAGUUAUUCAUAAAUUCCCAUUGAAGGAUUGUUCGGAUAAACGACUCGUAGAUUGUAGUGUUCAAUUACAAUCCUGUACCAACAAUUUACAAAACAAAAAAUUGGGAGAAGGGAAUAUCGAAGCUAACGGAAAUUCUUUUGCUUUAUUAUUAAGUGCCAAAUUGGCAGAAUGCACAAACCAAUUUUGUAAAUGUUCUUCUACAAAAUUAUUAACAAAAAUUGAACAAAAUGACAAAGAAUGUGUUAAUAAUUUGGCUAACAUUUGUGCUCAAUUUUCUGAUGAUUUUGGGGGGAUUUUGGAACAAAAUUUUGAAAAAACAAAAUCUACUUAUCUGAGUCUCUGGUCAGUUAAUCUAAAUCACCAAAAUAAUCAAAAUAGUGUUGGAUUGACUGUUAUGUGUACAUUACUUGCGCUGCUCGUCAUCACAAUUUUCCUUUACAUUUUAACAAAAAUAAUUAAUUUAAUUAAAAAACGUUUUGGAGAAAAAUCAAAUAAUAAACACAAAGAUUAUUUAAAAGCUAAAAUUCGUCGAAAUACUUUAACUAAUGCUUUGAGACAUGUUGGAGGUGUUGGGGGUGAUGAUAAUGAUGAUGAGGAUUUUGAAAGUCGGGGAGGGAAAGGUGGACCUCAUUAUAUCUCUUUGAGUAACCAAAAGAAGCCUUCCACCGUCUCCAGUCCAACCGACAGUGUCGCUACCAGCCAACAAUUAUUAAUUUCUUGCCACAAAAAAACAAAUUCUGAAGCUUUACAAGACACCAAAAAACCUUCAAAAACCCUCAAUAAACCAACAAAUUUAUUACUAACAAGUUGUAAUUCUACAAACACCAAUUUAAUAAAUAAUUCAUCUAGCCAAACACAAUUAAUUGGGGAAGGAACGAAUAAUAACAGCAACGCAAAUUCGAGUAGCACUUUGUCGGAUAUUUCUAUUAGUGCUUAA
Messenger RNA from Meloidogyne enterolobii, 1383 nucleotides. The record is from the annotation of a GenBank genome assembly. NCBI's taxonomy places the organism in Eukaryota, Metazoa, Nematoda, Chromadorea, Rhabditida, Meloidogynidae.